Molecule: messenger RNA, 354 nt
Organism: Loa loa (African eye worm)
Lineage: Eukaryota; Metazoa; Nematoda; Chromadorea; Rhabditida; Onchocercidae
Exons: 3
Coding region: 1-354 (117 amino acids)
Source: RefSeq, a predicted model, not a curated record
AUGAUAGUAGAUGAUUACGAUUUCAAAAAUGUACGUCACAUCUAUACGUAUACGUAUGUACACCUAAUAUUGUAUGAACAGUCUGUGUUUGGUACUGUGGGUACCAAACGCAGUGUGCUUGGUGCUGUAGGGAGUGUAUUGGAUACUGUAGAGACAGUAUGCGCUUGUUACUGCAGGGAGAGAAGGAAGUUUGAACAAGGCAAAUACUAUUGCUUUAAUACUGUGCAGAGGCAAUUAAUGUUUCUUAUUAACAAAAAUAAUCUUCGAAGGAGGAUAAGGAAAUUGAAACUAUUCAAUCAAUUGGAUAGUAUGGCAGUGAAAUAUUACCGUAAUUAUAAGUUGAAAGUAUUAUAA